AAGUCGCAAGAUGGCUGACGUCGCUUGGAAGUAAUGUUCCCCUCUGCAACAUGAAGCCGUGAGCGUGGAAGAAAGCGAGGGAGGCACCAUCGGGCUUUUAUUUUUAUUUUCUUUUAGUUACUUUUCUUUUCUUUCGUCAAACAUCCAUCUCAUUCCGCGUCGUGUCCGCCCCGGACUAGUCUUCGGGAGUUGACGCGUCAAAUCACGCCGGGGACCCUGCCAGCAGCAGCUAGCAGCUUAGCCACAGUUAGCAAAUAUUAGUGCAGCCAGGCACGCUGCUCAUUAGUUUGUUUUAAAUUAAUAUUCUGACACUUGUUAUCCUGCACGCUGGUGCUGCACACGUGCUGAAAUUUCCCAGAGCCAGUGCCGAAUAAAUGUGAACAUUUUCAUCUGUCAGAUUUAAAAAUAACAACGGUUUUCAAGCUGCUCGGUUCACCAUCAUGUCCGCGAACUGGCCAUCCAGCCUGUGGGUUUGCUAACUAAAAAGCGCAGUAUUGCAUCUGUUUCAUGUGCACAAAACAGCGGGAUUUUUUGUUAUUUUGCAGACAUUUCUCGGUAACAUCCACCAUCUCGCUGCAUUUCCGUUACUCGCUACCGACUGCAUUUUGGAAGCUGGUCGUGUUUAAAGCCAAAUUAUGGGAGCAGGAAACGUGUUGAACUUUUUCUGGUAGGGUAGGUAGGUAGCUACACUGGCCUUUUCUGGCAUCUCACCAAAAAUCCACAGGGAUGGACACUAAACUGAGCACCCUCGACCAAAACUGAAGUAAAGAAAAAACAAAUUGGCAUUUCGAUAUCUUGGGAUAACUACCAGAUACAGUGGUGCGGCGGUGCAUGGUGACUCGUUUUGCUAGUCAGCGUGACAGCCAAGUUGUUUUGCUGGGUUAACUAAACUACAGUUUUGUCACUACAUCGGAGACCAGUUAGCUUUGCCCCCGGAGUGCACAGCUAGCUGCAAGUCUCGCCCCACAACACGUUACAAACACGGCGUACAGAACGUAUUCAGAGCCCGCUCCCGGUCAGACGCACCGGCUCAAUAACACCGUCAUGGGAGUGCAGGGCUUUCAGGAGUAUUUAGAGAAGCGGUGUCCCGGGGCCACGGUCCCCGUGGACCUCCUCAAGCUUGCCCGGACCGCGGCCCGCCAGCCCCCUCAUCAUCAUCACCCACACCACCACCCACAUCACCCCGGGCCCAUGCCUCCCCCGCCCCCGCCUGCCAGGAUCCUAAUCGACGCUGAUUCCGGCCUGCAGCGCCUGUACGGCGGCUACCAGACGGACUGGGUGUGCGGAGGCGAGUGGAACGCCAUGCUGGGAUACCUGGCCGCCCUGUCGCAGGCCUGCUUGUACCAGGGUGGCCUGGAGCUGGUCGUGGUUUUCAACGGCACCCUGGGGAAGGAGCGCUGGCCCGAGUGGGCGCGGCGAGCUCAGAGCCAGCGACAGACGGCGCAGCUGAUAGUCAACCACGUCGGCAGCAAGGCCACCCCGCCUCCCCGGGCAUGGUUCCUGCCCCCGGCCUGCCUCAGCCACUGUGUCCGCCUCGCCAUGUUCCGCUUCCGAGUGCGGGUUGUACAGACUUUGGAGGACCACCACCAGGAAGUGCUCUCUCUCUACAGGGACUAUGGAUUUGCAGGCCUGAUCGCUCAGGAUUCAGAGUUUGCGCUCUGCAACGUCCCCGCCUACUUCUCCUCGCAUGCGCUCAAACUGAGCUGGAAUGGAAAGAACCUGACCACACACCAGUAUCUGCUGUCCGAGGCCGCCAGGCAGCUCGGGCUCAAGACACAGCACCUGCCCUGCUUUGCUGCUCUGCUGGGAAAUCAUAUUUUGCCUGAUGAAGACCUGGCUGCCUUCCACUGGAGUCUGCUGGGACCAGAACACCCACUAGCCUCCCUCAAGGUGCGAGCCCAUCAGUUGGUGCUGCCGCCCUGUGAGGUGGUGAUCAAAGCUGUCUCAGAGUACGUAGCCUCCAUCAAAGAUCUGGGAAACCUCGACGCCAUUGCCAGAGAUGUCUUCAAACAGUCACAGUCUCGUAUGGAGGACAAGGUGGAGCGAUUCAAGAAAGCUGUGGAGUAUUUCUCAGCUGCCUCCAAACCCCGCUCACCUAACAUGGGGCCCUCCUCUUUCAUCUUACCUGGGUUUGGACCUGCUCCAUUUGGGGGACCACCUGGUCACAUGGGACCGAUGCAGCCUGGAAAGAAUCAGUUCCCUCCCCCCCAGGUCCCGGGGUUAAAGCCACACUAUCAAAAUGCUCCAUAUGGACCUGGCUCCGCCCCUCUGUUCCAGACCCCACAGCCGCCAUCCCAAGACUGCAACGACUCACUGACGGGCAAGAUGGGCUUCACUGACUGGUCAGCUCCAUAUGAUUCCACUCAGGGGGGAAGUCGACUACCCAAUCAUCACACCGGCGCUCUGUCUGGCCCCUCUCCGUCUCCUUCCUCAUCGUCGGAUGGAGAUGAACCCAAUGACAGCAACGCCAACCAUUUGACAGACAAGUCCUCUCGGUGGGAGGAUCCCGCUGGAAGAGGGGGCUCCGGCUCUGGAGACGGUUCCCAAGGCAAUGGGAGCGGGUCAAACAUUCCGUCACUGUUAUCUAUGGCGACACGGAGUCACAUGGACAUAACCACACCCCCUCUGCCUCAGGUCAGCGCUGAGGUUCUUCGUGUAGCCGAACACAGACACAGAAGAGGGCUGAUGUACCCCCAGAUCUACCACAUAUUGACCAAGGGAGAGAUGAAGAUGCCAGUGUGUAUAGAGGAUGAGUGUAACUCUGAGCUGCCUCCUGCCUCUCUGCUGUUCCGUGCUGCCAGACAGUAUGCCUACGGCGUCCUCUUCAGCCUGGCUGAAACACACCGCCGCCUGGAGAGGCUCGCUCUCCGCAAGAGGGCUCCCCUGGAAGUUCCUCCAGUGAUUAUCAAAGAGUGGAGCAGCGGUAAGGCCAAGUCGGCCCUGACACCAGAGCUGGUUCCCGCCUUGUGUUUCCGUGAGUGGACCUGCCCCAACCUCCGGCGGCUCUGGUUAGGUCGUGCCAGCGAGGACCGCUCCAGGAGAACCAGGGCCUUCCUGGCCUGCCUACGCUCAGACUGUCCAGCCCUCCUCAACCCAGCACAGGUCCCACAGCAUCUGCUGCUCAUGUGCUGCGUGCUCAGGUAUAUGAUGCAGUGGCCUGGAGGAAGGAUCCUCCAGAGACAUGAGCUCGAUGCCUUCCUGGCCCAAGCUGUUUCCAGCCAGCUCUAUGAGCCUGACCAGCUACAGGAGCUGAAGGUGGAGAAGGUGGAUGCUCGCGGCGUGCAGCUGGCUGCUCUCUUUAUGGCCGGCGUCGAUACGGCGCUGUUUAUCAACGAUGUCUGCGGUCAGCCGUUGCCGUGGGAACACUGCUGCCCCUGGGGCUUCUUCGACGGUAAACUGUUCCAGAGCAAACUGGCCCGAGCCGCCCGUGACCGAGCCGCCCUGCUGGACAUGUGUGAGGGGCAGGAGGAGCUGGUGUCCAAGGUCGAGAAGAUGCGCCAGGCGAUCCUCGAGGGCAUUAACCUGUCUCGCCCUCCUCCUCCACCACCACCUCUUCCACCUCCUGCCUUCCUUCCCCCUGCCAUGAUGCCCCCUUUCUACCCCAUGCCUCCUCUCUACCCACCCCGUCCGAUGGGCGGCAUGCCCCCACAUCACCCACAUCAUCCACACCACCCAGCCCAGCACAGGCCCCGAGGCUUCCCAGGCAUUCAGUCCAUCCCCCCUCAGGGAGGGAAACUGGAGAUCGCUGGCAUGGUGGUUGGUCAGUGGGCUGGCAACAAACCAGUCCGUGGGAGAGGGGGCUUGAACAUGCAGGUGGUGUCAGUGGGAGCCGGGAAAGGGAGGGGUAAAGAGACUCCAGCAAAACUAAGGGGAGGGAAGAAGACAACUGCCAACAGAACACAGACGUCGUCCCCCCCAUCCAGCAGUCCCCCAAAGCCCUCCGAGGAGGCGGGCUCCACGCCAGAGGUUGCGCCUCAGCAGCUGAACGGCAGCUCAGCAGCCUCCGCCAUCGGCCAGCCCUUGGAGCUGACUCCCCUGGCCCAGCCAACCCCGUGUGCCUUAGCCAGCAGAGACAACCAAUCAGAGGGGGUGGAAGUGGAGGCCCCCUGUUGCCUUGACGACUGCCCGUCAGACGGAGCACUACAGAAGGAGGAGUGAUGGCAUCCUUACCAGGAUGCGCUGCUCUAAGAGAGUUAUCUGUGUUCGACUGCCUUUCCCUGUUUUUGUAGCCCUGUCUGCUAGCUGUGCACAUCAUCACACGGCGCAGGAGGUGACGUGAGGCCUGUCCUCGCCUCCUCUGCUGCGCCGUGUGAUUAGCUAAACCAGUUAGCCGUUACCCCCCCUCCCCCCUAUAAGUUUUCUCAUAUGGUUUUGCAUUGUUUCUGAAGAGAGGUUUUUCCAUGAGUCCGUAAGCGCCCCACCUGUCAAAAAAAAUCCCCCAUAAUCCUUCCCUGUCCGCACUCAGAGUGAAAUAAGCUUAAAGCCCCGCCCCAUCACCCCCACAUCUUUAAUCAAUCCCACCCCCUUUUAUUAGGGGUGUCUGUACAGUUUGAUUAUUUUGUUGUUGUUGUUUUUUUUUCCAGUCGUCCCGUUGUUUGAAUCUCUGCACACAGACGUUAAGCAUGCGGCGACGGUGACAGGCGGUCGUUGUAUGUUGAUGUGGUUUGUUGCCAUAGCCACCUCACGAGAGGUCAGAGAUGUUCAGAGUCCGACUCUUCUGUGCAGCGACCCUCGCCAAACUCCACUCUGCAACCAGGUUGGCUGGCAGCGCUGCUAAAUACACAGCGGUAGCGCUCGCGCUAGCAUCAAACCCCGUUAUUAUUUUUUUUUCUUUCAUUGAUUUGAUUGGUUAAUCUGUCACUGAAGCACUUCUGCACCACCAUGGCAUUAGUGUGAUAUCUUACUUUGCCCAAUGUAGCAUAGCCUAGUACUUAGCUGUGCUAAGAGAUCCCAUGAAUUUAUGCACCUUAAGCCCUACAGUAUGCAAGAUUUUCCCCCGACCCUCCAAAAAAGAAAAAAAAAAUGCAUUAUUAUGUUAUUGUCCCACCCCUCACCCCGCCCCCUUCCCCUCCUCCCAAAGCUUUGAUUGUACUACCCCAGCAGAAGCACUUAAUGUUGUAUUUAAAUAUAAUGGAUUUAAACAAGCCCCUACACCACAGGUGUCGAACUCCAGGCCUCGAGGGCCGGUGUCCUGCAGAUUUUAGAUGUGUUCGUGAUCCAAUACGGCUGAUUUAAAUGGCCAAAUUACCUCAUCAACAUGUCUUGAAGUUCUCCAGAUGCCUGGUAAUGAACUAAUCAUUUGAUUCAGGUGUGUUGACCCAGGGUGAGAUCUAAAACCUGCAGGACACCGGCCCUCGAGGCCUGGAGUUUGACACCCCUGUCCUACACAGUUGAAUUGACAGUCGGUGAGGGGCGUUCCCCACGCCCGAGUAAAUCAUUAUGACACAUAGAUCUACAUUUAAAGAUAGAGAUCUAUUUGAGAGACGUCAGAAUGUGAACAGAGUGGUUUCAGACAAAGAAGCACUUUGUUUUAAAAAAUGUUAAACCACACUGGACAGUCCUCUAACAGUUGAUAUAGAAAUGACAACCUCUCUGAGGCACCUUCUUCAGUUAAAGGCCAAAAACGUAGAAAUGGAAACUGUCCAGUAAAAGAUGGAAAUGAGCGGUGAGGUUUUUGGGCGACUGCUGCCAGGCAGAGUUCCCCUCAGACUGCCCUCACACAUUCACUUUGCUAUGAAGCUAAAAGGAGUCUUGAUCGUCCACGUCGAGGAGCUCCUGGGAAUCAUUUCAGAUUUCUUAAAAACUAUUUCCAAAGUGUAUUUUCAUAAGACAUAUGUGAUAUAAAAGUGGCGUGGCAGCAAAGCCUCAAAAGAUUGAGCAGCUGUUGUCAUUACAAAUGCCCGACACAGAGAGCCGCUGCUCGGCGAAGCUCCGGUGUGUCACUUUAGACCAGCAGGAAGCACUUCCCUGCCCCUGAAGCGCCUCAGCCGAGCGUGGCGCGAGCCUUCAUGGGCCGGACCGCAUCGUCACUUGACAGGGGAGAGGGAGGCCUCGUGGCGGACCCCGAGCGUGCCGCUCACAAUCUGAGACUUCUAGGAAAUGUUUUAUUAGAGCAUUUAUGUUUGUAGAGAAUGAAAUGUGUCCCCCACCUCCACACACACACAGUAACGUCUCAUCUGACAAAGGAAAUACAAGCAUGUACCUUCUUAACGAUUAGCUGUAGCACAACUGCAAACGUCAAAGCAGUAGAGCGACAGAUACUGCCUGAGAGAUGCUGGCCAUGAUCGUUGUAAUCUCUCUAAAACGUACGUAGAGAGGCUGAAAUAAACUCGUCACAUGGAAAAAAGGGCAAGUCAGCAAAGAAGCACCUUAUUUUCUUACUACAUUGAUGACUUGCGCUUCAUCGUGUGCCACAAAAUUUGACACGGAAGAAAAAAGCUCCUAUGAAAUGCUUUUUUUUUUUUUUAUUUGUUUGUUUCUUUAUUGUUUUUUGAAGGAAACAGAAGACCCUGACUAUAUAUAUAUAUAUAAAUAUAUAUAAGUAAGUGUUAAUGUAGUCGCGUCAGACAUCCCCUCUGUUAUGAACUCAGCCAUUUACAGUGACACGCUGACAGUCGACCCAGCCGUGAGCGCAGGCCCACCGAGGCCAUGCCGCCGCCUCUUACACCAACACCAAAUGAAAUCAAAAAAAGGUUCGGACUAGUUAGCCGUUAAUUGGUAGGGAUCUACGAGCACUUUAGGUGUUCUUAGGUUAAGAGUAGGUAAACAGCGUCGGGGCUUAACACAGGACUGUAAAACAGACACCAAGACUAGGCUAGAGAAUAUAGCUCCACUGGCCGAAAUACUAAGUCUAGAUUUACUAGGAGUCAUAUACUUAACUGCUUUCAACUUUUGACAUUAGUACAAAUACGUGUAUUGCAGCAGUACAUUGUUAGAAGAUGGCUUUUCUGCGGCGAUCCAGAGUGUGACCUGGUAUUCGAUGCCCUCUCUCGAUUCGCGCGCCAGAUAACAGUUACACACACACACACACACACACACACACACACACAUGCACAAACACACACACAUGUUCACAAUACGCGCGCACACACACACACCCACACGCGCACACACACACAGAGAAAUCAGUUGCAUUUGUUACCAGCGGCAUUCUCUCUGCUUUCGUGCUGAAGUGAUUUCUUUUUGUGCAGUUUCAGUUCCCAGUGGAGUGGUCGUCAGUUCAUCUGAGAUUUUUUGGUAACACUUUCUACUGACCGCGAGGAGGAAGAAAAAAUAAAUAAAUCCCACAUUCACAUUCAAGUUUUUGCUGCAUGGACACAGAUUGGAGAAACACACGCGCACACCGACACACUUUUAGAAUACACGCACAUAAUAAACACACGGAUAUAUAGAUGUUAAAUCCUGAGUUACACAGUAGGUAGUUUGGAAAAAAAAAAGGAAAAAAAAAAGUCAACACAACACAUGAUGUAGUGUCCCUCUUUUGUCCUCGUCUGUUUUAGUUUGAUAGGUAUUUGAUCAGUGAUUUUUAUGCUUGUUAUCCUCUAACCCGCCCCUGCUAUGACACUUCUUCUCGCUGUUCAUCCAUUUAUUCUUUUCUCCCACCCUCAAAUUUUUCCUCAGCCUCCUUGUAGAGUACUUACAUCCACGAAAUCACACACAGACACACACACACACACACAUAAACCAAGCCCACUGCAGGCACACACAGAUAUCCUCCACACAGGUUAAUCCCACCCCCCGUCCUCCUCCCACUGUAUCUGUUUCCUUUCACCUCCCUCUCUGCCGCUCCGUUAGCCCCUUUAGGACCGUUUCUAUUGGCCGUUUUUAUUUUUUCUCUUUUUCUCUUCGGGCUGCCCCGCCCCCUUAAUCAACCCAACUAACAGUAAAGGUUAUAUUAACGUUGAUAAUCAGUUUCUGUAUGUAUCUAGCCAGAGUGGAUUUAAAAAAAAUCUGAAAAAAAAUCAAAACUGUUUUAUUCAAUUGUGCAAAAUGUGUUUUUUCUUACUAUUUUUAAUGUUAUUACAUCUUCUAAUCUAAUCCUUCUACCAUCGCUUCAGUUAGUACUGAAAUACGCUUAGCCAACCUAGAGAUUUGAACUGUAACGAUCGCCAUUUUCCUUACCUGUAUUUUAUAUGGCAUCUGUAGACCACUUCACCGUUUUAUUAUUGUACGUAAGUAAAUAUUGCCCGUUUUUUCGGAUUGAAAAUCGUCGUCUGCACUAUGUUCGAUUCUCAUAUUAUCCCCGAUAACGAGUUUUUGCUCUUCGUCGUUAAUCAAAGCUCAACUCUGCGCCCUUGCACAAAGCAGCGAAACAUCUCUUGUGAACACCUGAGAACCAAAGUACACCUAGUAUCCCCGUCUAUCCCUCCACCACCCCAAAACAAGCUCCUCUAUAGCCCCUCCCCCUGCCCAACAUUGACAGCUCCCCGCCCCUCCACCCCGAGUAAUAAGUUUCUGAUGAUUAUAUGUAUAAUGACAUUACAGCACGUGUGAUUUAUCCGACAGAUCUGUGAGGUAACGGUGUGGUGUUUCAUUUUUAUUUUUGUUGUUUUUCAUACUGUGGUUUUCGUGGAGACGCAGACGGACCGGGCAGCGAGUGAGCGUCUCAUCAAAAUCUCCCGCUCGCUCCUCACAGUGAAGUUUUAGCCGGUGUGAACCGCUCCACUCGCUCCCAUCACAUCAAAUUAAGUAACCACACACGGGAAGAAGGAAUGACACCUGACAAAUGUUCUCUGUCACGCCGAGCUUGUGGCACCCUCUUUUGCUUUUUUUUUUUUUGUUUGUUUGUUUUGUUUUUUGUUUUGUUUUUUGCUUUUUUUUCUUCAAAACUUUGUCUUUUAACUCCCAGGACUCGAACUGAACGAGUCUUUUCAUGCUGUACGUGGGCACUGAGGCGGAGGAAAGAGAGACUGUUUUCCUCACAGUGCGAAUCUGAGAUUGAUCGACCAUCCAGGAGGUUUAUUCACAUCAAGGAAAUAAACAUUUUAGCCAUGAGGAUCUGCUUUCAGAGCUUUCGGGCUUCUCAUACACAAAAAAUUGAUAGAAUCUCAGAGUUUUGUGGACCAGAACAAGCAAUUUUAAUAUUGGUGUUGUGCUGCUGCAACAUGAGUAAUUUUCUGUCACUUAUUGCAAAAUUUACUAAACAGAAUGCGUAUUUGGUAGUUGUAGGGCCGAUCUCUUGGUGGAAAUUAGUGUGUUAUUCUGACAUUUGUACGUUUGAACCAUAACAAGCUAAUUGACAUUAGUGCAUCGAGCUGCAGAAAAUACAGCUGCUUCCUGGCACAUUUUACUGCAAUCAUCAAGUCAUAUUUAAAGGAAUUGUUAUCUGAUAUGAUUUAGGCUGAAUAUCUAUAUUUUAGACAGUUGGUCUGACAAAAUUAGGCGAUUUUAAGAUGCUGUCUGUUGAUUUUGACAUCAGUAGUGAAAAUCAUUGCAAGUUUGCAGACCUUGUUAGUUAAUCCCAGUCCAUAGUCAACAUCCUGUUUUUAUAGUGAAUAAAAGUUAUUUUCCAUCUUAGUUAGGGCAUUUAUUGGUUUAGAGGCUUUUGUUCAGAUAAAAAGAAGCAAUUUUAAGACAUUUUCUCCACCAAAAGCUGUUUUAUUUUGAAGGAAUGAAUAAAGAAAGCUGCAGUCCUCGUUAACAAAUUCCAAUCCAUGGCUUACAUCUCGCUUUGAUCAUCAUAAAAUUUCAUUUCCAGUUUCUGAUUUAAAUCAGGAGGUUUAAACCAUCUUAGCUGAAGUGCUGUGAGGAAAAUUCUCGCUCUGACUGAAAUGAAUAGUAUUUGUGUCAUAAAGCUGGUUAAAAGUAACCCCCACCUCUCUGCCUACGAAAACGGGAGCAUCCUCUGAAGAGAAGCAAAAGCCCCAGAACAGGAGUGUGUGCGUGUAUUAUUGUAGAAAUGAAACAGUAUUAUCUUCUGUCAUACAGAAAGGAGUCAUCGGUUGGGUUGUAUCUGUCCAGGAAAUCUCACAGCAUUUUUGUCUGGUUUGAAUAAGGGUCCCUAAUUUCUGUCUCUCUCUACACUGCCAGUCUCCCCCCCCUCAACAGCCCCCCGGAAGGUUCAGAAUAACCUGUCCCCCCCUUCCACCUCCCUCCAUUCGUGGCCGAGUCCCCGUCAAGCUGGGGGCCGUUUCACAUCACGUCGGUCAAUGCAUCAGUACCCAGAACCACCCAAAAACUACCUGUGCAGCGAAAAAAGGGUUAAAAUUUAUCCAUAAUAUUGUUAUAGAAAUAUUAUCAUCAUCAUUAUUGCUGUUAUAAUUAUGGUUGGUAUAAUUUGUCAUCAUUGUUAGCAUUAUGGAAGCACCAGACGGUUUGUGGAAAGGUGAGAGAAAGUUUUUUUUGUUCUUUUGUUUUUAAUUUGUCUGGCUGUUGGUGGUCUGAUCUCACAGAGGCAGGGGAGGAAUGGUUCAGAAAGAGACAAAGAUGGCAGUCAUGUUUGUACUGGUUGGGAAAUGACUUACAGUGCUGAAAUAAAAUUUAUUCUUUUAGUAAAAAAAUGUA
This is a messenger RNA of Oreochromis aureus, 10503 nucleotides long. RefSeq names its product family with sequence similarity 120C (gene fam120c). Gene Ontology annotation, cellular component: nucleus. The coding region runs from base 1045 to 4158 and encodes 1037 amino acids. The transcript is spliced from 17 exons. Lineage: Eukaryota; Metazoa; Chordata; Actinopteri; Cichliformes; Cichlidae. The record is from RefSeq and is a predicted model, not a curated record.